GGGUUGAGGCGCAGUCCUAGCAAGGACCUCGUAGUGUGAGGGACGCUACUCGCCCGCUCUCACCUCCUCUGGGAGAGAAACACCCUUUUUAUAUUUAUAUUUAAGUAUUCUUUGACGUGUUUUAUUUGGUGAACAUUUUGCAACUCGUUUGUUAUUAAAGUUCUCAAAAUUACCAAAAGGAAAAAAAAGAGAUAAUAGUCUAAAGGUCACUUGGGUAGAGGAGAGGAGCAGCAGUAGCCACCACAACCACUACUACUGCUACUACCACUACCACCACCACUACUACUACUAUUACUACUACUACUACUUCUACUACUACUACUUCUGCUGCAACUGCUACUACUACAACAGCAUUAAGAUUUCUCCCCAGCCCCUCACACUUCAGCCCGGUCAGCGCAGUGGCCCACCAAACAAGGCGCGCAUGACUGAGGGAAGGAGGGCGGCGACACCAUCUUAGCGUCACCAACACCACCAGCAGCACCUCCGAGGUUCCUCGCUAGCCACGUCACCACCACCACCUUGCCAAGCCUCCAGGCUCGCCACCAACAACAGCUUCCGACAAUGCACCUCGAAAUCCAAGUGGCGCUCAAUUUCGUCAUUUCGUACAUGUACAACAAACUGCCACGGCGGCGCGUCAACAUCUUCGGUGAAGAGUUGGAGAAGGCACUGAAGGAGAAAUUCGAAGGACACUGGUACCCAGACAAACCUAUGAAAGGUUCAGCCUAUCGCUGUCUCAAAGCCGGGGAUCCCAUUGACCCGGUGUUGGAGAAGGCGGCGCGGGAGGCGGGUAUGGAAGUACGGGAAAUCAAGGACAACCUGCCAGAGGAUCUCGCUGUCUGGGUAGACCCCGGCGAGGUGUCCUACAGGAUCGGAGAGAAGGGCCAGAUUAAAGUCCUGUACUCCGAGGCUGCAGAAUCCGCUACACAGGAGGAGAACCUCGACAAGGAGGUGACCAAAACGUUCAACCCAGAGGCCCAGUGUUUCAAGCCCAUUGACAACUUGAGUUCGUCCCUCAGCAACGUGUCGAUCAGCCCGAAGUCGACGUCGCCAUACUCUGGCAGCUCGCCCACGCCGCCCUUCAAGCAGCGGGAAGCCUCACCCAUUAACGCCUUCCUUAACAAAAGUUCCGCCCCUCUCACCUUCACAACUGCUACCUUCGCCCAGACAAAGUUUGGCUCCACGAAACUAAAGACGAGCACUAAGCGCGCUAACCGCAUGUCACCCACAGAGUUCUCUCACUACAUCAAACAGCGACAGAUGAUCCAGCAACAGCAGCACGUACAGCAACAGCAACAGCAAGCGGUGGCGGUAGCGACGGCUGGGUUCGGCAGUCAGUUCCCACCGUCCAGGCCUCGAUCCCUCAGUCCCAACCCUCCCCUGGAGCCUCAAGGUGUUUACUUCCCCGGGGGAGCCCCAGCAGGUGGGGCGUACAACCCGUGGGGCCGCGGCAUGUUCGACCAGAGCUUCACAUCACCGUCCUUUUUCACAGACCUGCUGCCACCUGUUAGCCAGCCGGCAGCCGGACCUAAGUUCCCACCCAUGUACGAGCCGCUGAGCGGCGGAAUGAUGGGCGGGGCGGCUCCUGGUGCCGCUUCCAUGGGCGCCGGGGACAAGGCGACAGCGCUGAACGAGGGCGUGAUGGGCGUAUACCCAGCGUCACAGUACCAGCACCUGCUAGUAGCUAACUAGAGGUCGGGCGGGCCAGCACCACCAGCAGCAGCCUCCUCCUUGUCUCCCUGACCGACCCGCCUCCACCGAACAAAAUCAAAAAAGGUGUCGCCUGAAGUUGAGCGUGUCCCAGCAGGACGGGCGGGAGUGUGGGCGUGUGGGCGGGGCAGCUGGCUGCUGGCCGCCACCGCCCACACCCGCAGAUCUGACACCACCUGCCAUUAACCUCCACCUUUUAUAAUUUUUUACUGCCUCAGGUAUAGACGAUUUUGGUUUAUAGUAUAAAGAGGAAUAUGCCCAUCUUUCAUAGAAACAAUAUACACAGAUGCCCGAGGCGUAUUGUUCCAAGGUAAUGGAAAGGUUGACUUUCUGAAGCCGAAGGUUGUGAAUGUGUACAUAGGUGAUGAUAUAGUCGCAACACUACGAGGAUACACUGUACCGUUGUGGCGGCCAAGACUGUACACACUUGCUGUAAGCAUGACUAAGAUUACAUUGUUGUACAACAUGUACCCCCUUUAUUAUCAUUAACAAAUAUGGCAUAUAUUUUUCUUACCUGUACAACUAUUAACUAACCAGUACGGUUUCUCUUAAGGUACGAAACAAAAAAAAAUAACUACAUAAUUUUGUGAUAAGCUGUGUGAUAGGAAGAGUUUAGAAGUGGACCAGUACAAAUACAACCCGCUCUUGUUAACCUUGUAGCAACAACUCCCGCCACACUCUUGAGAAGGAACUUUAUAAUAAGGAAACGGACAAAAAUAUAUAUAUUAUCAUCGUUUAUAACCCAAUCAGUCAUCGCCACGCUACUGUGACCAAAAAUUAUUAUUGUGUGUUUGAAAUAAUGCCAAAAAUAUGAAGAGGCUUGAGAAACGUAUUUUGAAGGGGUGACUUGUGUUCCUCAGGUACCUUGAAGGAGUGACUUGUGUUCCUUGGGUACCUUGAAGGAGUGACUUGUGUUCCUCGGGUACCUUGAAGGAGUGACUUGUGUUCCUUGGGUACCUUGAAGGAGUGACUUGUGUUCCUCAGGUAUCUUGAAGGAGUGACUUGUGUUCCUUGGGUACCUUGAAGGAGUGACUUGUGUUCCUCAGGUACCUUGAAGGGGUGACUUGUGUUCCUCGGGUACCUUGAAGGAGUGACUUGUGUUCCUCAGGUAUCUUGAAGGAGUGACUUGUGUUCCUCGGGUACCUUGAAGGGGUGACUUGUGUUCCUCAGGUACCUUGAAGGGAUGAUUGUGUUCCUCAGGUACUUUGAAGGGGUGAUUGUAUUCUUCAGGUACCUUGCAAGGGGUGAUUGUGUUCCUCAGGUACUUUGAAGGGGUGAUUGUGUUCUUCAGGUGCUUAGAAGGGGUAAAUGUGUUCCUCAGGUACUUUGAAGGGGUGAUUGUGUUCUUCAAGUACCUUGAAGGUAUGAUUGUGUUCCUCAGGUACCUUGAAAGGGUCAUUGUGUAGUUACUCCUCAGGUCCCUGGCCAACAGGAGACUCUGGUCUUGAGGGUCAACGGUCACCUUCAGUUCUCUGGUCUCAGACCAAAUUUUCAUCGUCCCUGGGAGUAGUGUUAUUACAUGUGGCACAGUGCCACUCCCCCAAAAAUGGCACGAAGUGCAAGUACACGUGGCACAGUGCCACUCCGAGUGUUGCUGGCACUGCAGAUGGCACAAAGUGCCAUUUGAGGUGGAACAAAGUGAUACUCGUGGCACUAAGUGGCACCAAAGGUGACAAGUUGGGCUCUAGGGCGAACACAGAAAGCGUGAGUGGGGUGACCUGGAGAAGAGAGAGAGAGAGAGUGCAAGAGAGAGAGAGAGUGAGUGAAAGAGCAAGAACGAGCGAGCGAGAGAACGAGAGAGAGAGAGAGAAAGAGACUUUUGAGAAGUGGUGAUGGUUUAGAGGGUCUUUGAGGAUAACGCAGACGAUUUUACUGUUAUGUGUUUUCUCUCAUAUCGACGGUAGAUGAGGGUAGACGCAAGUAGAAACAAGUAGAGAAUACAUUGUAGAAAUAUACGACUCGUGGGCCUUGUUGACGCCACGGGACAAACAUUUUUUAUAAUGAAUGUUAUAUGUGUUAGUUUUUUGAGGUUUUUUGGUGACUGUGUGAAUGAGUGCUAUUGUUUUGGUAACGUUUCUACCAGGCGUAGCGUAACCCACAUUCUCUCUGCAAAGAUCCUUUUUACCUCACCUUGGCCUCUUGCGUAGCUAUGGAUUAGUGUGAUUACAAGUGAUACUGCAAAAGCUGGGGUGUAUGUGGAAGUUCGGGCGCCCGUAAGUCACAUUCAGGCUGCGAAAAAAUAGAGGAAAAUGAAAACAGCGCCACACGGAAAGAAAAAAAAAAGUGGCCAUAAUGCAAACUAAGAAAAUGUUAUUGAGAAGUUUUAAACAGGACCAAAACCAGACUAUAACAUCAGUGCCAGGCUGAGAGAGAGUUCCACAGCUGGGACAGAAGAGUGCCUCUGGCUACGCCAAGAGAGCCUCAGGACGUGACUAAGAGUUAAGUCUGGUGUUAUUGUGUCAGCAGCCCCGUUGUGUUGUGUCAGCAGCCCCGUGGUGUUGUUGUGUCAGCAGCCCCGUGGUGUUGUUGUGUCAGCAGCCUCAUGGUCUUGUUGUGUCAGCAGCCCCAUGGUGUUGCUGUGUCAGCAGCCCUGUGGUGUUGCUGUGUCAGCAGCCCCGUGGUGUUGUUGUGUCAGCAGCCCCAUGGUGUUGCUGUGUCAGCAGCCUCAUGGUGGUGUUGUGUCAGCAGCCCCAUGGUGCUGUUGUGUCAGCAGCCCCGUGGUGUUGCUGUGUCAGCAGCCCUGUGGUGUUGUUGUCAGCAGCCCCAUGGUGUUGUUGUAUCAGCAGCCCCGUGGUGUUGUUGUCAGCAGCCCUGUGGUGUUGUUGUAUGAGCAGCCCUGUGGUGUUGUGUCAGCAGCCCCAUAAUGUUGCUGUGUCAGCAGUCCUGUGGUGUUGCUGUGUCAGCAGCCCUGUGGUGCUGUUAUCAGCAGCCCCGUGGUGUUGUUGUAUCAGCAGCCCUGUUGUGUUGUGUCAGCAGCCCCUUGGUGUUGCUGUGUCAGUAGUCCUGUGGUGUUGCUGUGUCAGCAGCCCCAUGGUGUUGUUGUGUCAGCAGCCCCGUGGUGUUGCUGUGUCUGCAGCCCCGUGGUGUUGCUGUGUCAGUAGUCCUGUGGUGUUGUUGUCAACAGUUCUGUGGUGUUGCUGUGUCAGCAGCCCUGUGAUGUUGUGUCAGCACCCCUGUGGAGUUGCUGUGUCAGCAGCCCCGUGGUGUUGCUGUGUCAGCAGUCCUGUGAUGUUGUGUCAGCACCCCUGUGGUGUUGCUGUGUCAGCAGCCCCGUGGUGUUGCUGUGUCAGCAGCCCUGUGGUGUUGUUGUGUCAGCAGCCCUGUGGUGUUGCUGUGUCAGCAGCCCCAUAGUGUUGUUGUGUCAGCAGCCCCAUAGUGUUGUUGUGUCAGCAGCCUUGGCGUUGCUGUGUCAGCCGUGGCGUGGUCAUAAGCCAAGGGAAGCCACCUCCAUCUUUUUUCCAGGUACCUCGGAAGCCUCGUAGAGACCUUCGAGGUGCCUUAGACACCUCUUGGAAGCCUUUUGAAGGCAGGUGUGGAGGCUGCCCAAGGCUCGCCUCACUGGUUUACAAACACGCCUCUGGUGGCUACAGUGUUUUUAUUCUAAUAAUUUUAAUGGAAAGGGCAACCAAAAAAAUAUAAAAUUAGUAAAAAUGCUGUCAAUGACCCACUGAAAAAAAAAACAUUGAACCUUAAGGGUCGUUAUUUUCUGUCAAUAGUCCAGUGGUAAACACUACCGGAAUUAACAUUUGUAACUUAAUCAAGCUUGGGGUGUGUGUUGGAGGCAAGAGGUGCCAGAGGUGAGGCUGGCACCAGGUCUGUAAGUGCCUUCUCUCACACAAACUCCAGGCACCUUUGCCUCCCAACCACCGAGGUCAUACAAGAAAACUGUUUGUGUAAGCAUACUUGCAUCUCUGAUUACAUUAUGCAGCCCAUUCCUGUUUCAUAUAUCAAUUUGUCAUUAUUAUUGUAUUUCUAGUCACAAAGUUACUAUACUAUUUUUCUAAACAGUGACGCCCAACCAGGUUGUCUGCAAGUAUAAGAUAAUAUAUUCAUUUUUAUAAUUUCUUAUGUUUUUAUUAUUGUAAAAGAUUAAUAAAUGUGUAGUUUGGAAAUUUAA
Cherax quadricarinatus is the source of this 5824-nucleotide messenger RNA. It is a transcript of the gene Tob, whose product is annotated as Transducer of ERBB2. Gene Ontology annotation, molecular function: transcription corepressor activity. NCBI's taxonomy places the organism in Eukaryota, Metazoa, Arthropoda, Malacostraca, Decapoda, Parastacidae. The record is from RefSeq and is a predicted model, not a curated record. Gene Ontology annotation, biological process: regulation of gene expression. Gene Ontology annotation, cellular component: cytoplasm; nucleus.